CAGAUGUUGAUGAAGAUUGCCAUCACAACCUGCCUUGUUGCGGUUGCAACCUGCUUCAACCCAUCUGCAACAGUACCAAAGAGGGUGACUAGAUCAUGCACUAUGCAGAUGGAUGGCGCGAUUUCUCGCAGAUCUGCCCUCCUCCUCGCAGGGCUCUCACUGAUCUCGAGACCGGUUCUUGCCGACGACUCCUUCUCGUUCGAUGGCUCUUACUCGGAUCCGAAGCAUCCCGGAUGUGCUCGCAACGUCAUGUCCAAGAACGACAACGAGGCGGAGAUCUCGGGAGUCGACGGGAACCCUGGCUGCUCCGCCGGCAAUGCCGAUGUGCAGAAGCCAUGGAGACUGAACGGGAAGGUGGACGGGAAGAAAAUCUUUGUUGACUUCUCGCCAAAGGGCGGCCCUAAAGAUCUCCUUGGAAACUGGGAGGAUGACGGCAUUCGCUGGCCUGACAACAACAAGUGGACCAAGAUCACACAGAAAACUUAUCCUCAGGAUUUGUAAUGUGACUGUCCCUGAGUGAUGCUCUAGGUUAACAGUAGAGGUUCAAGGAGGUAGAAGAGAGUAUGUCGUCUGAUUUAAGGAAUGAAAGGUAUUCUCGU
Messenger RNA from Guillardia theta CCMP2712, 599 nucleotides. RefSeq lists its product as hypothetical. The transcript is spliced from 4 exons. Lineage: Eukaryota; Cryptophyceae; Pyrenomonadales; Geminigeraceae. Bases 103 to 501 code for a protein of 132 amino acids. The record is from RefSeq and is a predicted model, not a curated record.